This is a messenger RNA of Colius striatus (speckled mousebird), 2124 nucleotides long. Its product is annotated as D-serine dehydratase-like. The transcript is spliced from 8 exons. The record is from RefSeq and is a predicted model, not a curated record. Gene Ontology annotation, molecular function: D-serine ammonia-lyase activity. NCBI's taxonomy places the organism in Eukaryota, Metazoa, Chordata, Aves, Coliiformes, Coliidae. Gene Ontology annotation, biological process: D-serine catabolic process. Bases 67 to 1215 code for a protein of 382 amino acids.
GACCGCAGCCACCAGCGCGGAGCCGGAGCAGCCACGGCACAGCCACGGCACGGCCACGGCACGGCCAUGGACAGACCCCCGGGCAGCAUGUGGCUGGGAGCCCCCCUGGAGCAGCUGCCCACGCCAGCGCUGAGCCUGGACCGGGCGAAGCUGCGGCACAACGCGGAGCAGAUGCGGGAGCGCUGCCAGAGGCUGGGCCUGCGCCUGCGCCCCCACGUCAAAACCCACAAAACCCUGGAGGGUGCUGAGCUGGCGACGGGCGGCAGCCGCCGCGGGCUCGUGGUGUCCACGCUGGCCGAGGCUCGGUUCUUCGCGGCGGGGGGGUUCGAUGACAUCCUCUACGGCUUCCCGCUGCCGGGCCCGGAGCGCAUGGAGGAAUGUGCGGCCCUGGCCCGGCGCCUCGAGGCUUUUCAGCUCCUCAUCGACACCCCCCAAGCCCUGGCCCUGCUGCGCCGCCACCCGCUGCCCCCCGGCAAGCGCUGGCUCGUCUGGCUCAAGCUCGACUGCGGGAACGGGAGGGCCGGGGUGCUGCCCACGGACCCCGCUGCCCUCUCCCUGGCCCGGGCCAUCGCCGAGGAUGCCCCGGAGGAGGUGGCGCUGGUCGGGGUCUAUGCCCACUGCGGGAACACCUACGGCUGUCGCGACAUCGCUGCCGUCCAAAGCGUCGCCCGCGACACCACCGCAGCCGUGCUCCGCUUCGUGGCGGCGCUGCGGCAGGCGGGGGUGGAUUGUCCCCAGGCCACCAUCGGCUCCACGCCAUCCUGUAGCCACCCGGUGCCGGAGAUGGCCCAACUCACCGAGCUGCACCCGGGCAACUACCUCUUCUACGACCUGCAGCAGACGCUGCUGGGCUCCUGCCGGCCGGAGGACGUGGCCAUCCGCGUGCUCACCAGGGUGGUCGGGCACUACCCGCACCGCCGGCAGCUGCUGGUGGACUGCGGCUGGGCUGCCCUCAGCCUCCACGGCUACGACCAGGGCCCCGCGGGCUGUGCCGCCGUCGAGGGUCACCCCCAGCUCAGGCUGGUGGGGCUGACGCAGGAGCACGGGCAGCUGGAAGCCGUGGACGGGCAGCUGGAUUUCGGGCGCUUCCCGCUGGGCACCGUGCUGGCACUCGUCCCCUUCCACGCCUGUGCCACCGCCGCCAUGCACCCCAUCUACUACGUGCACGCCGAGGGCAAGGUGGUGGAGCUCUGGCACCCCGUCCGUGGCUGGUGAGGAGGAGACGGGAGCUGCAGGGAGCUGUGCCCGUGCCAGGACCCUGUGCCCGCACCAAGGUCCUGAGCCCACAUCGAGACCAUGUGCCCACACUGAGACCCUGAACCCACACCAAGACCCUGUACUAAUGCUGACAUCCUGCACCCACACCGACACCCUGCACCCACGCUGACACCCUGUGCCCACACUGACACCCUGCACCCACACUGACACCCUGUGCCCACGCUGACACCCUGUGCCCACACCAAGACCCUGCACCCACGCUGAGACCUUGCACCCCCCUAAACCCCUGCACACACACUGAGACCCUGCACCCACACUGACACCCUGCACCCACGCUGACACCCUGUGCCCACACUGACACCCUGCACCCACGCUGACACCCUGUGCCCACGCUGAGACCUUGCACACCCCCAAACCCCUGCACCCACACCGAGACCCUGCACCCACGCUGACACCCUGUGCCCACGCUGACACCCUGCACCCACAAUUAGACCCUGCACCCACACUGACACCCUGUGCCCACGCUGAGACCCUGCACCCACAAUUAGACCCUGCACCCACACUGACACCCUGUGCCCACGCUGAGACCCUGCACCCACACCGACACCCUGCACCCACGCCGACACCCUGCACCCACACCGACACCCUGCACCCACGCUGACACCCUGUGCCCACACUGACACCCUGUGCCCACACAGAGACCCUGCACCCACACCAAGACCCUGCACCCACGCUGAGACCUUGCACCCCCCUAAACCCCUGCACACACACUGAGACCCUGCACCCACACUGACACCCUGCACCCACACUGACACCCUGUGCCCACGCUGACACCCUGCACCCACAAUUAGACCCUGCACCCACACCGACACCCUGUGCCCACGCUGAGACCCUGCACCCACAAUU